This is a messenger RNA of Dreissena polymorpha, 882 nucleotides long. RefSeq lists its product as uncharacterized. The coding region runs from base 109 to 777 and encodes 222 amino acids. Lineage: Eukaryota; Metazoa; Mollusca; Bivalvia; Myida; Dreissenidae. The transcript has 9 exons. The record is from RefSeq and is a predicted model, not a curated record.
AUAGCCAGAAAGGAAUGGGGUCGCACGUGGAAUGCCACAUGGUUUAAUGUGACUAUAUAAGCAGUUGACACCUAACAGGAGCUACUAGACGCUUCAAACUCAAAGAUCAUGCAGGUUAUUGCCCUCUUCGCUUGUCUGGUAGCUUAUGUUGCCGCGGCGCCGUCGUUAGGCCCGUGUCUGUUUGACGGACGAGUUUACUCGGCAGGGGAUACGAUCAUCAUCUCUAAAUGUCUGGCCAGUAUGAAGUGUCUAGGGGACAAUAACUACGGGGAACUUACCUCCCUUGGAGGUGUUUGCCCGCAGAAAAGGGAAGCCGACGGACAAAACGGAUGCCUUUUCGACGGUCGGGUGUACGGCAAGGGGGACACAAUCCUGAUCCAACCCUGCCUGGCCACUAUGAUAUGUGAGGGGUACAACUCUUACAGCUUCCCUCGGGCUCUUGGAGGCGUCUGUCCGUCCAAGAAGCGACAGCUCUCUGGUCAGGUCGGAUGUCUCUUUGACGGUCGAGUGUACCAAGCGGGCGAGAAAGUGAUCAUCGCCAACUGCCUGGGAGAGAUGACAUGUCUAGGAAGGAACAACUACUCGCCCAUUGUCUCGUACGGGGGCGUGUGUCCCGACAAGGAAACCCGGGCUGUUGAUGGACAAACCGGCUGCCUGUUUGACGGCCGAGUGUAUGCAACCGGAGACACGAUCUACGUCGGUCAUUGUCUCGCAAAGUUCACGUGCCUAGGCCACAACCGAAUCUCGGAACCAAUCAGUCUCGGUGGACAAUGCUAAAAGGGGACAACCUGAUACAACGCUUACAUCGUGUAUAUACAUAUUUAUUUAGCUUGCAAUAUUUAUAUGUUACACUUCCGUUCAAUAAAUACAUAACAAAAUGUA